AUGGAUGGGGACCUGGCCAGACAACUCGGCAUUAAGCUCCUUCCCUCAAAGGACACCCACAAGGUACUAGCCUUAGAUGGCCAUGAGCUCAACCGGUCAUCUCUUAUGACAGAGCUGGUCCAGCUAGUUGUGGGUGGAUCAGAUGAAAUCAACAUUUUCCUGCUGGGAAAAACUGGUAUUGGGAAGAGCAGCCUGGGAAAUACCAUCCUGGGAGACAGUCUGUUUAAAGGAAAAACAUCUCCUACAUCUGAAACAGAUAUGGGCCAAGCAGAAAGAAAAUACAUCAAUGGGGUACCUAUCAAAGUGAUCGACACUCCUGGCUUCGUUGGCAACACCAUGGAUGAAGAAAGGCUAAAGCGUGAGAUAAUACACAGUGUCAAACUGUGUGAAGGCAAGAUUGAUGCCAUUCUUAUUGUGCUGAGAGUGGAUCGAUACACAGCCCAGGAGAAGGAAAUCAUCAAGCAAAUAGAGCAGUGUUUCUCAGAGGAGGCUCUGAAACGCGCUGUGGUUGUGUUUACGCAUGGAGACCAACUGGAAGAUGGGAUGACAAUUGAGGAUUUUGUUGAAAAGGAUUCUGAUCUGAAAAAGUUUGUAGAGAGGUGUGGCGGCAGAUGCCACGUUCUUGAUAGCAAAUACUGGAAAGAAAAGCAGGAAGGUUACAGGAGCAACAAGUUUCAGAUGGAGCAGCUUCUCAACACAAUAAAAACAAUGAAAAACAGCCAGGGCUCCUACACCAAUCUGCUUCUUGAGUUAGUGGGGGAAGAAGAAGGCAAUGGGGGAAAGGGGCCGAAUUCGAUCAUCUUAGCUGGAGUCAAAGUGGGAGUAUUGCUGGGAGCAAUUUUUGGUGCUUAUAUGGUUGUGCCUUGUACAGUGGCUUCAGCAGCAAAAAUAGCUGUGGGUGGAGCAGUAAUUGGAGGUGCAUGCAGCACGUUGUUGAAACACACCAGGCAUUCGAACAGAGCCGUCAGCUCCGGGGCUGAUCCUGGAACUCCGGUGGAUGGGGGCAGGGAGCCAGCCAGUGAUGGAGCGACCAAACCCGACCCGGUCACGGAAGCCUGGACACAGGCGGCCCCGUGCUUCCCCCCUCCUGCCUUACUGGCCCCCAGCCCCCCUCCUCUGCUGAGGACGGUCGGCUCAUGGCUCUCUGCUGAGGUCCGAUACAGUCAGCAGCCAAGCAGUCAACACUUCAUACCCCCCUCUCCCUUGGGCCAGUGA
Cyprinodon variegatus (sheepshead minnow) is the source of this 1215-nucleotide messenger RNA. RefSeq lists its product as uncharacterized. The transcript has 3 exons. NCBI's taxonomy places the organism in Eukaryota, Metazoa, Chordata, Actinopteri, Cyprinodontiformes, Cyprinodontidae. The coding region runs from base 1 to 1215 and encodes 404 amino acids. The record is from RefSeq and is a predicted model, not a curated record. Gene Ontology annotation, molecular function: GTP binding.